UCUGCUGAAUAAUUCAUGAAGAGUGGAAGGGAUGAAUCUUCCUGGAAUGAUAUACAGUGUACGUACUGUGGCACAGGAGAAACUGCAAAGCUUUGUAUCAGUUGCUGCCGUUACUGCUGCUGAUUGCAAGGUGCUGCUGCUGCUUUUGGUGUCUUCACAAUUACAGAAUCCUCAGUCAUGCUCUGAUCUGCUAACAGCUACCUGCUCCCUAUGGACCCACCUUGGUUAGCUACAAUUUGUGGGAUCACUUGCUACCUACCUGCCUUGGACACUGCUGUUCUCUGGAUCGUAACUGCAAAUACCUUUUUCUGGACCUUGCAGCUUGUAUGACUGAAGCCUGCCUUAAGAGUCUCUCAGCCACACAUCCUCCGAUGUGCUUGGUGGGGGACUCCUGCAGCAGGAUCUUCUGACCCAAGUAAGGAUGGGAUUUACAGGGAGCAGUCAAAACUGAGCUGCAUUCAGCGAGAUGCCCAACGCCUCUUCCUGGAGUGCUAGCUCGCCUCUGCUGCUGCUCUGGGAGGACUCCUCUGGGACCCGCAUCUUCUUAUCACUGCUCUAUGCAGUCUUAGCUAUCUCAGGGACUUUAUCCAAUGUGAUGGUCAUUUAUUUAGUCUUCUCCUUCAAGAAGCUGCAGACAACCAGCAAUGCCUUCAUCGUGAACGGCUGUGCGGCAGACCUAAGUGUGUGUGCCCUGUGGAUGCCCCAGGAGGCUGUGCUGGGGCUGUUGCCUCCCAACUCCUCCUCCCUUCGCUCAGCAGAGUACCGGCUGCUCCGAGGGGGACUCCUCGGCCUCGGCCUCACCGUCUCCCUGGCUUCUCACCUUCUGGUGGCCUUCAACAGGUACGUGCUCAUCACCAAGCUGCCCAGCGUGUACCAGGCCCUCUACCAGCGGAGGCACACGGGCUGCAUGAUCGGGCUCUCCUGGGCCCUCGCCCUGCUGCUGGUCCCGCUGCUGCCCGGGCUCUGGACCCCGGGCUCUGCCCAGCAGCCGCCCCUGCGGCAGACGGACAGCAGCUCUCGCUACACCGCCCUGCUUCUCGCCCUGGCCGUGCUGGGCCAGACUGCUCUGCUGCUCCACUGCUACCUCGGCAUCGUGCGGCGGGUGCGGGGCAGCGCCAAGCGAGUCAGCGUCCUCAACUUCCACCUCCUCCAUCAGCUGCCCUUCCCCGCCGCCCCGCCACCGCCGCGCCGCGCCCAGCGGCGCCUCAGCAGCGUCUCCGUCCUCCUGCUCUGCUGUGUCUUCCUCCUGGGCACCCAGCCCUUAGUGUGGGUGAGCCUCCUGGGAUUUUUCCUGCGACCGGCGCCGCCGGCGCUGCAGGCCGCCAGCUGGCUGCUGCUUUGCUCCCUUUCGGCCCUCAACCCUCUGCUCUACACGUGGCGCAGCGAGGAAUUCCGCCGGGCGGCCCGCUCCGUCCUGCCCCGCGCCGAAGGCCCCGCCGCCGCCCCGCGCCCCGCCACUGCCGCCGGCCCCGCCGCCGCCCCACCGUGCCCGCAGCUGCCGCGGCGCCGAAGCACAGCGGGCAGCGCCAGCGCCGCCGCCGCGCCGCGCUGA
Messenger RNA from Dryobates pubescens (Downy woodpecker), 1552 nucleotides. It is a transcript of the gene GPR88, whose product is annotated as G protein-coupled receptor 88. Lineage: Eukaryota; Metazoa; Chordata; Aves; Piciformes; Picidae. The coding region runs from base 467 to 1552 and encodes 361 amino acids. Gene Ontology annotation, cellular component: membrane. The record is from RefSeq and is a predicted model, not a curated record. The transcript has a single exon. Gene Ontology annotation, biological process: G protein-coupled receptor signaling pathway. Gene Ontology annotation, molecular function: G protein-coupled receptor activity.